Stereum hirsutum FP-91666 SS1 is the source of this 2940-nucleotide messenger RNA. RefSeq lists its product as uncharacterized. Lineage: Eukaryota; Fungi; Basidiomycota; Agaricomycetes; Russulales; Stereaceae. The record is from RefSeq and is a predicted model, not a curated record. The transcript is spliced from 8 exons. Gene Ontology annotation, molecular function: ATP binding; ligase activity, forming carbon-nitrogen bonds. Gene Ontology annotation, biological process: tRNA processing. The coding region runs from base 1 to 2940 and encodes 979 amino acids.
AUGACUAGCUUGAGACCGUUCAAGUUGCCCAUCACCAACCAAGAGUUCGCGUUCUAUGUCAAACGCUGCGUGCCCCGCACAGGCUGGCCUAGACGGUUGGCCAUAGCCAACUCAGGUGGUGUUGACUCGACAUGCCUCCUCUUCCUCUGGCAUCGUCUCCUCUUCGAAUCCGGUCCCACAGACCCUUCACUCCCUACAUCCCUCAUCUCCCUCCACAUAAACCACUCCCUCCAAUCCUCCGCCUCUACCAUGGCUAAAUCUGCCUCACUCCUCCCACUCCACCUCUCCAUCCCCCACCUCGAACUCCCAAUUCUCUGGGGCACCCGCCCCUUCCCAAACUAUCCCCUUUCGAGCCACACAGAACGAUCUGCGCGUCAGGCGAGGUACCAUUUAUUUUUGGAGGGCAUGGUAAGAGGGGGUGCGGGUGCGAUCUGUAUGGGCCAUCAUGCGGACGAUCAGGUCGAGACGGCGUUGAUGAGGCUGUCAAAGGGGAGUACGAUGUUAGGAUUGGCUGGCAUGAGGAGCGUGAGGACGUGGGGGAUGGGGGACGAUAAAGCGUGGCCGCUGAGUUGGGCGGGGAGUAUGGGAAUGGGGCUGAGCAUCGUAAGGCCGCUGUUGAGUCUGCCAAAGGAUAGGAUUGUUGCGACGUGUGAGGAGGAGGGGUUGGAGUGGUACGAGGAUCAGACGAAUUUUCAGCCGUCGCUUACUUUGAGGAAUGUCGUUCGACAUCUUAUGACGCAUGCCGUCGAGGAUUAUAAGGACCUCGAACCUCAAUUCCUGGCACGUCCUCUCACUGAACCUCUACCGAUUGAAAUCGGCGAGGAAGAGCCGGACAGUGACGGCGGGGUAGACUCGGAAGACCGAUUCGUCGGAUCAGAGCGUGACAAACUAUCCCUCGAAAAACUCAUGGACCAACUAACCGAGGAGAUCAAAUCAACGUCCAUAGACCCCUCCACACCCUCGGUCCUCACCCCCGAAACGGCUGUCAAACUGUACGAACACGUCCGAGAAGACCUCGAAGCGCGCUACGCACGGCAGAACAAUCCGGUCCCGCUCGAGCUCGCGGACGGGCCUGAGAGUCUUAAAGGGUCGAUUAUGGCGAUCAGGGAACAUGUGGAGGAUAUCGAGAUGCAGACGGAUCAAUUCCUCCGACAACACACGCUCGACUCGCCCGUCUCGACUUUCCUCCUUCCGACGGACACACUCCCACCACUCGAUCCCGAGUUCGAAGAGUAUCUGAGUCGACACGCACCGAAGAAAGCGCAGCAGCACCGCAAAAGCAGACCCGAAUCCAAUGCUUACCCCAGUUCUAUCCCUCGCCCCGACUCUCAUUCUACCCGUAGCCCCGAUAUUAUCUCUGCAGAUCCCUCUAGCCUCUCAGACCACUCCUCCGAUUCUUCACCCUCGACCCCUCACCCUCCCCCAACCUCCGACCAAAACCCAUCACCAUCCUCAUCCGACCCACCUUCCCCACCCCAAUCCGAAGUCACCGUACCCGAACCCGAACCAACCUACGUCUACAAAUCGCAACUCAAAAUCCCCGCCUCAACCCACACCCGAACGCCCUACAUCCCCCGGCUCGUCUCCCUCUCGCUCGUCCUCCGCAUCCUGCGCUACGUCUCGCCGCACCCCUGGGGGACAUCGGCGGCGAGCGGAGGACGACACGUGCUUUCGCUGGAGAGGAUCGUGCAUGCGCUUUGGGGGUUCGAUCCUUCGAGGUCGGGCUCUCAGUUCGAAGGCGAUGGAGAAAAAGAAGAGAAUGAAAAGGGAAAGGGCAAGGGAAGGGAAAAGGAAAAGGGAAAGAAAGACAAUGGGGAACCCGAGGAUGCGAAAGAAAAAGAAUCGCCUUUCGGUUUCGAGACUUAUCGCCCGUUCAGCGCGGGCGGAAAAGUGCUCUGGACGCCGGUGCGGAUAGUGAGAGAGGGAGGGCUGUUGAGGUUGGCGGGGAGGUAUAGGGAGGGGGAGAGGUGGGGAUGGUUGGUGACGAGGGCGCCGCCGGAGAGGGCACCGCUUGGGAGUAAGGCGAAGGGGAGGAAAUUGAGUCAGAAGUAUCAGAGCGGGGAGAAACGCGAAAAGGAAGUUGAGGGCGGGAAAAGUAGGCAGGACGAGAAUGGAGCGAGAGAGAAGGGGACGAGAGAGAAGGAGGGUGAGGAGGGGAGUGAGGAGGAGGCAAAGGGCGGAGGGAAGGCGAUGAGGAAGGAGGCGCGGAGAGCGAAUUCCACGGGGGUGGUGAGAGGUGUGGAGAUGAGGGUGCCGAGGAAUGAGAGGACUUUGGCGGACGAUGUCACGGAGGAGUUUGUGGAGGCUUGGGGACGAGCGAGCGGUGCUGGGGACGUUAAUAGCGACAGCAACGGUGUCAAGACGGAGGAGGGGAGGACAGAGGAUAGCGCGGUGGCGGAGGAAGAAGAUGCGAAAGAGAGGACCAAGUUCCGCAUGCUCUACGACUGUCGUUUCCUCAUUACCUUCGACUUCUCCAAGACACCCUCUCACCUCCGUGACGUCUUCUCCUCUCUUCACCAGCACCAAAAAAAUCCCACCUCAUCCUCUUCCUCUCCGCAAAUAAUAAUCGAACCAGCAACCCGGUAUUACUGGCCCCAGGUCGUCCUCCGACAAUCCGGCGAACCCGAUAUCAUACUCGCUACAAUCAAAGACAAGAUCGCACAAUUGGCAGAGUUCAACGAGAGGAAGAGGCAAAAGGGUGUGAAUACGAAUAAGAGUUGGAACGUGAAUUAUGGGAUUUGGAAGCAGACGCGACCGGAUAGUGCGGUGGAGAGGGCUAUGGAGAGGUUGUUAAAGGGACAAGAGCGGAAGACAGAGGGCGAGGAGGGGCGUGAAGGGGACGGGGAUGGGGAAGAUGGAAUGAAAGGAGGGAGGGAUGAGAGGGAGGGAAAUUCAGAGUGGGUUAGGAUAGAGUUUGUUAGGACUCUGCGCGCAGAAUAG